AUGGAAGUGGAGAGCGAGACUGCGAACGGCGACACCACUAACGGCGGCGGUGGCGGCCCAGUCGGUAAGCCGCCGGAGCCAACGCGGCGGCCAACGUUCAAGGAGAAGGUACUAGGGAAGAAAGCGGUGGAGGAGGGAAGGAAGCAGGUGCGAAAUCUUGUUGACGCUGGUAUCAUGAAGAAGGACCUCGUGGAUGGGAAUAGUUAUUUCCCAAUGUUUGAUUUUAAGGAUGACCACUCCUAUGAAGCAAUCUGCAAACCGUUUGAGGCCUGUUUGGUGGUGCAAUUGCUUGGCAAGAGCAUUGGCUACAAAGCCUUGUGUGAGAAGCUCCGAUUCUUAUGGAAACCGGUUGGUGGCUUUGAGGUUCGAGAUCUACAUCAUGGGUACUUUCUAAUUCAGUUUGAUCUCACAGAGGACAGGGAACGUGCCAUGGUUGGAGCACCGUGGAUGAUUUACGAUCAUUAUCUUGCUGUUAAACCAUGGACCCCGGAUUUUGUGGCUGCAAAUUCGAAGAUAAGCACGACGGCGGUGUGGAUACGCAUCCCUGGGUUGGGGUUCCAGUUCUAUGAGGAAAGCAUCCUGGUAACCCUAGCGUCAGCAGUUGGCACACCUAUUCGCGUUGAUAUGAACACGGCGGACAUGCAGAGAGGGAAGUAUGCGCGAGUAUGUGUCGAAAUUGAUCUCACAAAGCCGGUCCUUGGCAGAGUGGGUCUCCGAGGUGUGUGGUACAAUAUUGAGUACAAAGGUUUACACUUGUUAUGUGCUAAGUGUGGCUGUUAUGGCCACCUCUCAAGGAAAUGCACUGGUACGCCAGUGCCCCAACCACAGAAGACACAUUCCCCGUGUGCGAGUGUAACACCGGCGACGCCGCCGGUGGUAGUAGAUGGAAGUGUUGCAACACUAGAAGCUGACCAACAGAUGGUUACUGAAAUAAAUGCAGAAGCGGAAAAGAAGGGGAUUGAGUGUCCUAACGAUGCCCAUGGGGACUGGCUGUCGGUUACACGUAAAAGCCGGAAAUCCACAGUUGUGAAUGUCACUCAAAAUAAACCGAAACCGACUAUGCAGAAACAAUCGCGUGAUACAGGCGCGAUUCAUGGAGAAAAGAAAGGAGUUGCUCAACAGUUUGUUGCCUCAGCUACUAAACUCAAUCUCGGUGGGACCAUGCAAUUCCAUGCAGGAUCAGCUAAGGAUACGUUACCCGUUUUGGGUGAUCACCAACAGGGAAGGAAAGGAUACCGAAAGGAGUCGACCGCGAUGGGGGGGCCACAUAUAGGUUCUUCUCAAAAUAUCCCACUUACGCAAGGGCCCAAUCGGAGUUCUACCCAGGAUCCUCAGUCGAUGGGGAAUACGAGGAUUGUGGCGCUUGCGGAUGGCACACGAACGACUCUGAACUUGCAGCCCAGGGAUGGUAAUCGCUAUGCCAUGCUAGUGGAUGAGGAGAUGACACACGGCUGUGAGCAACCGCUCCAAGUAACUGGGGAGGUUCCUUAUGACCCAGCAUGGAACAUUAGAGGAGGUGCAGGUGUCCGUGGGCAAAGGCGUGUCCGCGAUUUGAUUAGAUCACACCAUCCAUCCUUGUUUGCAGUAGUGGAGACUCAUUGUCAGUUUGAGACAGUUGCUUCGUUCUGGAGAAGCGUUGGAUAUGAUCUUUGUGCAUGUUCAGAAGCAGUAGGGCACCGGGGUGGCAUUUGGAUUUUGGCUCAUGUAGGGAGAAACUUUGUAGUUCAGGUGGUGGAUAUUCACUUACAGGCUGUGACUGUGUCGAUUAGCGUAGACAAUGGAGCUUGGUUAUGCACAGUGGUUUACGCCAGUCCGACCCCAUCUUUAAGGGAAGGCCUAUGGUCGCAUCUUAUGCACCUCCGCCAACAAGCCCUAAGCCCUUGGCUUGCGGUGGGGGAUUUUAAUGAUAUCUCGUCCCCAACGGAGGUUCUUGGCGGCGAUUUUAGUGCGGCGCGCGCUGCUCGCUUUCUAGAAAUGGUUGAGGCUUGUGAGUUCAUGGAUCUCGGAGCCACUGGUCCAAGGUUCACUUGGGAGCGGAGACUAAAUGGCAGGCGUACCAUAGCUAAACGCUUGGAUAGGGCUUUUGGGGACAUUUCUUGGCGCCAUAAUUUCCCCGAAGCCUAUGUGGAGAAUUUAGCACGAGUUUACUCGGAUCAUCGACCUGUUCUGGUUCGUUGUCAUGCACGAGUGGAGGAUCGCUCCGGUCGUCCUUUUCGCUUCCAUGCGGCAUGGACAACGCAUCCCUACUUCAAACCAUUGGUUAGAGAAACAUGGAUGAAGCCGCCGCCUAAUUUAGUAGGCAAGCUAGAUAACAUUCGGUUGGCAUCGCAAGAGUUUAAUGUGAAUGUGUUUGGCAACAUUACUCGACGUAAGAAACGAGUGGAGCGUCGCUUACAGGGCCUACAACGGGAAUUGGAAGUGCGGGAGUCUGAAUCUUUACUUCGUUUGGAGAAGGAAUUGCAAGUGGAGUAUGAACAAAUCCUGACACAAGAGGAGUUAACCUGGUUCCAGAAGUCUAGGGAGAAAUGGGUGAAAUUUGGAGAUCGCAAUACAAGGUUCUUUCACACACAGACAGUGGUGCGGAGGAAAAGAAAUAAAAUCCAUGGCUUGUAUGUUGGCGACGAGUGGUGUACAGAUUCAGAGGCGUUAAAGGCGGGUGUCUAG
Messenger RNA from Lotus japonicus, 2664 nucleotides. RefSeq lists its product as uncharacterized. Bases 1 to 2664 code for a protein of 887 amino acids. Lineage: Eukaryota; Viridiplantae; Streptophyta; Magnoliopsida; Fabales; Fabaceae. The transcript is spliced from 3 exons. The record is from RefSeq and is a predicted model, not a curated record. Gene Ontology annotation, molecular function: nucleic acid binding; catalytic activity; zinc ion binding.